Aspergillus heteromorphus CBS 117.55 is the source of this 847-nucleotide messenger RNA. RefSeq lists its product as uncharacterized. The record is from RefSeq and is a predicted model, not a curated record. Bases 65 to 847 code for a protein of 260 amino acids. The transcript has 2 exons. Lineage: Eukaryota; Fungi; Ascomycota; Eurotiomycetes; Eurotiales; Aspergillaceae.
AACACAAAAUAGAGCACCGAAGUCGCUUCAGAGGUGCUAUUCAGUUUCCGGACCGUCAACCAGUAUGUCUACCGCGGUGUGCCAUGCCAUGCACAAUGGGGUUAUCGAGAACAACUCCGCCGACGUAGCUUGCGGCGUCACCAAUUCCACGCAUCCCUACGUGACCUGCUGCGUCAACGGCGACUAUUGCAUGAGCAACUCGAUCUGUCUGAACCCCAACACCGAACAAGGCGACUAUUACUACGCCGCAGACUGCACAGAUGACACCAUGGAGGAUGCCGCCUGCGGGACGCGAUGUGGAGGUCGAAAUAACGCGGAGAUCAUCUACACGUCAAAAGGAUUCUGGGCCUGUUGCGAAAACGAUGCGGGGACCGUGAACUGUUCGGAUCCCUCGAAGGAGGAAUGGCCUGCUCCGGCUCCAUCGAAACUUGCGACUAUCCAAUAUCUUCCCCCGACAGCCUCGGGCACGCCCACUUAUGCGGUCGCAACGUCCACCACAUCUUCUACCUCCACCUCCACAACCACCACCACAACCACCUCCGCGACGUCAACCGCGACUUCUACAGCUUCGUCUUCGAGCAGCUCCUCCGGAAUCGGGGCUGGCACUGCGGCCGGAAUCGGAGUCGGUUCUGCCGCUGCGGUCUGCUUGAUUGCUGCUGCGUUGGCUCUUUGGUUCUUCCGCAAGCGCAAUGCUGCUCAGGAUGCGCUUGUGGCCGGAGGACCACCGUACAAUAGUCUCGGGGAUGGAGCGUGGCCCCAAAAGUCCGAAGUACUUGCGCAGCCUGUAUAUGAGCUAGAUCGGUCGGAGCAGCACACCGAGCUGGAGGGGGAGCCGAGGAGCAUGUAG